GGACUCCUAUGUGUCCUGUUGACAUCCAAACGGCACGUACAGACUACGGCACCGUACAGACUACGCCUCCGACACCCAGACGAGGGGGACCAUAUCCAUGGUCCAUAUGUGCUGGAGUCUUCGAGAGAGUCGAAUACACAGUAGACUUCACCUUCACGGAGAGUUAAGCUGCUGGAGUAUUACAUUAGCUCAUCCAAACCGGACCUCAACAAGAUUAUCCCAUUUCUCCUUCAAACGUCUCCGAGGUUUUUGUCAAAGUGGUGUGUUGAGUUUGGCCACGUAAGGUGCCGUGGCUGUGAGGCGUUGGGUCUCCUAUGGUUAUGCCAACAUAAUGGUUUGUUCUCGCUUCAGUUCUUAUGUGAAAAAUGUGGUCCGCUUGAGAGGGUGUGCACAAAGACGGAUGAGUAACCACACAAAUGGAAUCGUUUUUCAAACCCCGACCACAUCAUGUGGUUUCUGUAUUUCCAGUGGCCAAUCCAAGCUGAAAUAUAGUGGCAAAUAUUUUGCCAAGACAAACUCUUUUUCAUCAUUUAUUGGCUUCCAAGCAUCACAGGGGAGUUGUUUUCGUCCUUUCAGUUUAACGCAGAGGAGCAACUGGCAUUCUCUAACUAUUGAAAGUGAAGUUAGAUCUACACAACCCCAGAAGAUAUGCUUUGAUUUUUCAUCUGGGUGCCAAAACAUGAAGUUCAAGCUUUCGGUUCCAAAUCUAGGGAUUAUUCACAAAGUAAAAUGUAACGUGGGACCACUAUCUUGGCCGCGAGGAUGUGCAUCUGCAGGCUUAAUUGGUGGACUAUUGGUUUGUAAUUCGACUUCUGAACCAGUACAUGCUGAAGCUGCCCAUUCAGAGGACAACCAAGAAGACCCAUCUGUCACCUUUUCUCAUGGGAAGAAAGUCUACACUGACUACUCUAUAACUGGCAUACCAGGGGACGGAAGAUGUUUGUUUCGCUCUGUUGCUCAUGGCGCUUGUCUACGAUCAGGGAAACCUGCUCCAAAUGAGAGCCUUCAGAGGGAAUUAGCAGAUGAUUUACGGGCUAGAGUGGCUGAUGAAUUUGUUAAAAGACGAACAGAGACGGAGUGGUUUGUAGAGGGAAAUUUUGAUACUUACGUAUCACAAAUGCGGAAGCCACAUGUAUGGGGAGGUGAGCCUGAAUUAUUCAUGGCUUCACAUGUUCUCCAGAUGCCAAUAACGGUAUUCAUGCAUGAUCCGGAUUCAGGCGGGUUGAUAACCAUUGCUGAGUAUGGGCAACAACAGUAUGGCAAGGAGAAUCCCAUCAAAGUACUGUAUCAUGGCUUUGGCCAUUACGACGCGUUGCAGAUUCCAGGGAAGAAGGGUGCCCCAUCAAGACUCUAGUAGUAAUCAUAUAUCCCCAAGGAAAAAUAGAGGCGAGUAAUGGCAUCAGUACUACGUAGAGAAGAAAGGUUAAUAAUAAAAGUCCUAACACUAUUUGUUAUUCUUAUUUCCUCAUUUGUGUUUUCAUACUGUAUCCUGGGGCUUUGAAAUGGUCCAAAUGGAGCAGCACUUGUGUACUGUAUUAGUGACUGUAGUAAGAUGAAAAUCUUCACUUUCUUCUACCAUGCUGUAUUGCACUCUGAUUGAGUGAA
Rhododendron vialii is the source of this 1605-nucleotide messenger RNA. Its product is annotated as OVARIAN TUMOR DOMAIN-containing deubiquitinating enzyme 4-like. The record is from RefSeq and is a predicted model, not a curated record. Gene Ontology annotation, biological process: endoplasmic reticulum unfolded protein response; protein deubiquitination. Lineage: Eukaryota; Viridiplantae; Streptophyta; Magnoliopsida; Ericales; Ericaceae. The transcript has 6 exons. The coding region runs from base 332 to 1354 and encodes 340 amino acids. Gene Ontology annotation, molecular function: cysteine-type deubiquitinase activity. Gene Ontology annotation, cellular component: nucleus; cytosol.